GUGUGUGCGUGAAUAAUGAAGAAGAAGCAGAAGCAAAAACAGCAGCAGAGGCUAAGAGAGGCGCCAAGAGAAGCAUCGCCAGCGGCGGCGUCAGCGUCAGCGACAGCAACAGCGACGGUAGCAGAGGCCGAGAGAGGCGUCGUCAGCAGCAGCAGCAGCAGCAAUUCGCGACGCAGCAGCAGCAGCAGCACAACAACAACAACAACUAAGCGCUGCCAAGCCGUUCAUCAGCACCGUGCAACGACGCCAAUAAGCGGCGGCAGCAGCAGUCGCAGCAGCAGCACCAGCAGCACCUGCAGCAGCAGCAUCGCCAGCAGCAGCAACAACAACCACAUACACAGCAGCAGCAACAACAACAACCGAAAUAGCAGCAAGACAAGCGCAGAUGCAAACAUGUCAAAAGCAAGAACAGCAAGUGCGUCAGCAACAUCAACGUCAUCAGCAGCAGCAGCAGCGGCAGCAAGCAGUAACGCGGCCGACUUUAGCGCAUUCGAUUUUAAUGACAGCUCCGAUAAUUCCGAUACGCCAUUAGUGCCACGCGCGCCAUUCCUCAGUCGCGCCGCAGCUGCUGCAGCAGCGGCAGCAGCAGCCGCAUUGAGCGCCAGCAGCGGCAGCAACAGCAGCAGCAGCGCCAAUGUGGGCAACAACAAUGCUAACAGCAACAACAACAAUGGCAACUCGCUGAGCAACAACAGUUUGCACAGCAGCAGUCAGCACAACAACAACAACAACAACAACAACAGCAGCAGCAGAAGUAGCAGCAGCAGCUCGCAUAGCAGCGACGACAGCAACAGCAGCGCAACAGCGGCUCAAGCAGCAGCAGCAGCUGCGGCCACGGCGGUUGUGGCUGCAGCGGUCAGCGCAUUGCACAAUGGCAAACAACAACAGCAGCAACAGCAGCAUCAAGAGCAACAUCAUUACAAUAACAACAACAACAACAACAACAACAAUGGCAACAACAAAGGCGAAAUUGAUGAGGAGGACGAGGAGCAGCUGGAUGAGGACGACGACGACUAUGACGAUGAAGACGACGAAGAUGACGAUGUCAUGGAUCAGCACAUUGGUAGCAGCAGCAACAACAACAUGAACAACAACAACAGCAACAACAACAACAUAAAUAACGUGCACGCCCUGGCGCCGCCCGCAUUGCCCGCCGAUUUGCGGCACGGAAUUAGCUCGCACGAUCACAGCCAGGAGCCGCCAGACUACGAUGACGAGGAUGACGACGAGGACGACGAUGAUGAGGAUGAGGAUGCGGAUGCGGAUGGGGACGCGGCCAGCAGUCAUCUGGACAGCCGCACGGCGCUGACAUCGACGCAUCUGAGCAGCACCGCCGCCGCCGAGAGCAGCGGCUUGCACAUGAGCGCAGUGGCCGCGGCGGCAGCAGCAGCAGCAGCAGCCGCAGCAGCAGCGGCUGCCAAGCUGAACGCAGCAAAUGUGACGGCCGCACAACUGGAGCAUCACAGCCAGAAUGCCAGCUCGGUGCUGGAUAUGGUUAGCAAUGUCGGCGGCAGCAUUGGCCUCGGCAUUGGCAGCGGCAUUGGCGGCGGCAUUGGCGGAUGCAGCAACAGCAUUGCUGCGCCGAGCAGCCUCAUGGGCGGCAACAGCAACACCAGCUUUUCAACGAACAACAACAGCAACCAUGCGCUCAGUUCGACCCUGGGUAGCGGCAUCAACUGUGGCAGCGGCGAGCAGCAGCCCUCACGCCACGGCAGCAGCUCGCUCCAGCAGCACCACCAGCAGCAGCACCAGCAGCAGCAGCACCCACAGCAGCUCCAGCAGCAGCACCAACAGCAGCAGCAGCAACAGCUGCACCAGCAACAGCAGCAGCCGCAACAGUCUAGCAGCGCUGGUAGCGGCAGCGGCAGCGGCAGUGGCAGCGCAGCCAGCGAACGACGCAAAUAUCGCCAUCAGAACUACAGCAAGAACAUCUACAUUGGCACCAAGAACGCCGAGAAAUGGGAGCACAUGCGCACCCGGCUGCAGUUCAAGAACGACGUCGAGUUCGUCGCCUACCUCCUGAACCUGGCCGACAACGACACGGAUCGCCUUAACAACCUGCCGCCACCAUCACCGGAACACACGCCCACCAAGGGAUUCGAUGGAAACUUCAAGCUGGAACCGAAUCUGAGCGUGAAAGACUUUGCCCCACCGCCGGAGAAUGGCAACGGCAAUGGCAGCCUGGAGUCCGGCGGCCCGUCCGUUGCCAUGGCCACGCCCACGCCGCCGCAGCGCAAGCGCUACAAGAAGCGCGUGCAGUUCACCACCGACGCCCUCAAUGGCUAUGCGGGCGCCAAGGCCAAGGGUGGCGCUGGCGCUGGCGUUGGCGUUGCAGCUGCUGGCGCUGCCACAGCCGGCGGCUACAACAAUAACAACAACAACAGCUUUGGCACAACAGUCAAGUCGAAGAAGCAAGAGGCCAAAGCAGCCGCGGCUGCCCUGAAGGCAAGCGCUACGGCAGCGGCAGCAGCAGCAGCAGCGGCGGCAGCCUCGUCGGCACUGCCCGAGGUGCUCGACUGUCGCAUCGCGGAAAAGAUCAAGAGCGAACUGGAGGCAUGCAGCAAGGAGUCCCUGCCAAGUGCACUGUGCCUCAAAAAGGCUGCUGCUGCUGCCGCAGCCGCUGCAGCGGCGGCGCGUCACAGUGACGAGGACGAGGACGAAGAGGACGACCAUCAUCAGCAACAGCAACAGCACCAGCACCAGCAGCUGGCGGCGCCGACAUCAACGGGCGCGAGUCACGCCUCCACGGCACCGGCAACGCUGCUGGGCACUGGCUGCGGCGGUGCAGACAUGGUGGAUGCCAGCAGUGCCAGCAACGGGCAGCUGGGCAACUUCCAUGUGCGAUCCAAGAGCCAGGCGGGCAACAAGAAGUCGCAAGCCGCGAAAGCAGCUGCUGCCGCAGCGGCGGCGGCAGCAGCAGCUGCUGCAGCGGCGGCCAUGAUGCCGCCCAACAGCUAUGAUGAGCCGGAAGAUGAUUCGGCUGUUGGGCCGGGCGAUGAUGAUGAAGAGGACGAUGAGGAACUGGACGAGGAGGCACUGGCGCGUGAGAUGAAAAUGGAGCAGAACUUUGUAGAGGAGGAGGAUGAGCACGAUAUCGCGUUCCGGUCGCAACAGUCCUGCCGCGAGUGCUCCAUCUCGCACGACCACAAGCUGUGCCCGCUGCGCAAUGCCUGCGGCAAUGUAACGGACGCAGUGGAUCUGGCUGAGUGGAUCGAGCGCCGAAAUCUGGAGGCGUUGGCCAAGCUAAAGGCGGACGCACAGCGCCAGGCCAAGGUGGGCAGGCCGCGACACGAUGACGACGAGGACGACAUGGAGGACAUGGACAUGGACGAGUCAUCGCAAUUGUCCGAGCUGGAGACAAAGCCGCUGAUUACCUUCGCCGAGGCCUCGGUGCCCGCCGAAUUCGAGCUGCACAACGUGGAGCCCAAUGUCACCGGCGUCUUUGCCCGCACCGAGGUCCGUGCCUACACCAAACUGGGCCCACUCAUCGGCCAGCCGGUGCAGAGCGGUGAGGUGCGCGAGGGCAGCGACAUGAAGUGGAUAUUCGAGAUGUGCGAGGCCGGCGCCGACAAAUCCUAUCUGCUCUGCUGCGAUAAUCCCAACGCCUCCAACUGGCUGCGCUUUAUCCGGCCCGCGCCCAGCUACGAGGAGCGCAAUGUCAAUCUCGUUUCCAUCGAUCGCCAGGCCUACUUCGUCAGCUGUCGCGAUCUCCGCAACGGCAUGGAGCUGCUCUACUGGAGUGAUGACUGCAACACCAUGUGGCGCAAGAAGCACACUGAGAAAACAAACUGCGGCGGCUGCAAUUUAAAGUUCGAGCAUCCGCUUUACUACCGCACGCACUGCUCAGUUUUUCACGAUCCAUCGAUGAGCCUAACCAUACGGAAGUACCACUGCAAGGUGUGCGGCGAGGCGGUGCUGGGGAAGGACAACAUCAUGAAGCAUGCGGCCGAGAAGCACGACGGCAAGGGCGCCUAUCAGUGCCAGUUCUGCAACAAGUUUUUCCUACGCCUCAACUAUCUGGAGAUGCAUCGCACCUACGGCUGUGCCUCGAACCCGAACCGAUCGCGGCCGGUCUGCGAUUUCUGUGGUCGUAAAUUCUGUCAGCCACAAAAGCUGAAGGCGCACAUUAAGCGCGUCCACAGUGAUAUGGCUGAAGUUUUACGAGAUUUUCAGUGUAAAUUAUGUUCAAAACUUCUAGGAUCGCGUGCGGCAUUGCAGCGCCACUCGAAGGAGGUGCACAGCCGCAACUCAACAGUGGUGAGUUGUCCGCGCUGCCAGAAACUCUUCCAGAAUCGCAGCAAUCUGAAGAUCCACAUGCUCACGCAUUCGGGCGUGCGUCCCUUCAAGUGCGCGGAACCAGAGUGCAAUGCCGCCUUCACCACGAAGCAGUGCCUACAGUUCCAUUACAAGAAGGUGCACAAUUAUACCCAGGAGCAAAUGCCGAAGAUAGAGCGCAGCGUGGCCUACACUUUCGAUGCCUACUCGGGCGGCAUGAAGGUGGACUUUUUGGGUAAGCCAGUAGGGCAGGCGCAGUUGGGUGUACUAGCGCCACGCCCUAACGCUGCCCUCUCCUUCACAGAGCAAGCACCGCGUCGGCGACGGAAGAGCCUCGAGGAUCAGAACCAAAACUCGAUGCUCAGCAGCUCGAUGCAAAGCGACACCGAGUACAGCGACGACAAUAUAUUCGAGGCCAUUAAGAAGAGCGGCAAAUCCAUUAAGGAUCUGUGCCGCAACGAGCCGAAUCUCUCACUGCUCAGCUCCAAGAUCUCCAGCAUAUUUGGCGAGAAGGUGCCACCUGUGCAACAGGUGUCGAGCCAGGUAAGCGCCGUUGUCUCCGCCACCGCAGCUGGCACCGGACGCAAGCGCAAGCGGAAGAAGGAACCGGCGCUCCCAUCCCUCACCGCCCAGCAGCAGCAGCAGCAGCAGCAACAACAACAGCAACAACAACAGCAACAGCUACAGCAGCAGCAACAUGCCCAGCAGUGCCACCAGCAGCAGCAGCAGCAGCAGCAACAGCAGCAACAGCAGCAACAGCAACAGCAGCAGCAGCUCCACGGCGGACAUCUAGAUCAGUCGCCCUCGCAUCUGUCACAUCAGCAGCUCCAGCAGCAGCCACAGUAUCAUGCGCACAGCCACGCCCACGCUCAUGUGCAUGCACACGCCCACCAGCAGCAACAGCAGCAGCAGCAGCAACAGCAACAGCAGGCGGCCGCGCACCACCAGCAGCAACUGCACGAUGCCGACGAGGAGGAGGAGAGCGCACGCCUGGAGCAGGUGCGUCGCAAGCAGAACGCCCAGCUCAGCCUAGUCGAGUCCUUUCUGACCACCACGGCACAGCGGCUCAGCGCCCAACAACAGGUGCAGCAAGUGGUCGCUGCCGCGGCCGCUGUCUCCGCCAUGGCCGGCGCUGGCGAGGAUCCCGCCAAGCUGGGCCACAUGAUGGGCCACAUGGGCGGCGUGGGCGUCGGCGUUGGCGUAGGCCUCGACGAUGAUGACGAUGACGACGAGGACGAUGAGGAUGCCACAGCGCACCACCUGCAUCACCAGCAGCAACAGCACCAGCAGCAACAGCAUCAGCAGCACCACUCGCACCAAGCGCAUCCACAUCAUGCCCACACGCAUCCCCACCAGCACGGACAGCAGGCGGGGCAGCAGCCGCACGAUGCUGGCUAUCGGCAUGCGGCCGCCAUGAACGCGGCCCUCGGCCAGAACCUGGUCGUCAGCAAGGGCAGCAAGAAGUGGAUCGGCGCCGACGAUCGGCAUUUGAGCGAUGGCGGCGACGUGGCCAAUGAUGCAGCAGUCGGCGGUGCGGGCAGCGGCGGCGGCGGUGGUGUUGUUGUCGGAUGCGGUCAGCUGUCAGGUGGUGCCAGUGCUGGCCAGGACCUCGGCUUCGCAGUGCCACCCAGCGCCGUGGACGAGCACAGCAAGCUGCUGGGCCAGAAUCGGGACUUCCUGGCACGGCUCAUGAGCAGCGCCAGCGCCAGCCAUGCCAGCCAUCAGCAUCAGCAUCAGCACAGCGCGCACAGCCGCGAGGAGGACGAGAACAGCUCCUUCCUGGAUGUCGUCGAGUCCAACAACAAUGCGGCCGCUGCUGCAGCCGCCGCCGCCGCGGCCAUGUCCCAAUACCAUCACAGUGCGGCAGCCAAUGGCGGUGCGGGCGCUGCUGGCGGCGCCGGCGGCGGCAACGGUGGCGGUGGCGGAGGCGGUGGUGCUGGCGGGCACACGCCCACCGGUCACACGCCCACAGCGCCCAGCAGCGUGGAGCCGCCCCAAAUGCAAAUGAACUCGCUCAGCCACUCGCAGUCGUUCAUGAGCUCCUUCUACAACAACGCCAACGCAAGACUGAGCGGCGCAGGCGCUGGCGUUGGCGCCAACUCCUCCUCGGCCAGCAUGCUGGUGGAGGCGGCCCUCAACUCCGUUGGCAAUAUGAUUGACAGCGAGAGCAGCGAUCUUAAGGUACCCACCGAUAACCACAUAAAUAGCGAUAGUCCGAUGAGUGCGCACGUGGAUGCGGAGUCGCAACGCUUUGGCAGCGCCGGCGGCGGUGGGGGCAGCGGGCCGAACGGCGCGGGCAUUGGGGCCACCAUGGACAACCUGGAGAAUGAGCUGAAGAUGAUGAAGAACCUGGGCAGCUUUCCCAUGCAGAUACCGCCAUUGCCUAUGUUCCAGGGCGCUUGCAACAUAUCGCCGAGCGCCUCGACGCCCACCAAUCCGCAGAGUAAUCAGAACCAGAACGAUGUGGAUGUGGAUGCCGGCAGCACGCCGCGGCCGCAACAUCCGGAUUCCGAUGGUUUCUCUUCGUCGCACCACCGCACACCGCCCUCGCCGCCGCCCAUUUCGCCGGGACGCGACUACGGCGGAAUGUUUGGCGCCGGCAAUGGUGCCGGCGGCCCCGGCUCCAACAGCACUCCAGCGGGCAGCUCCAGCGGCGGCGGUGGCCCAACGGUGGGCAACAAUUUGUCCGCAUCGUCGCCGCUGCCGGCGCUGCAGCCGCAGCGGCGCAAUGCCUCCAGCGUGGGCAGCACAUAUCCCGAGCAUGAGCUCAUCUCGCCCGCCUCCUCGCCGAGCAUACCACGCUACAACUUCAACGGCGACAUGAUGCGCCACAAGCGCGCCGUCCAGGAGCAGGAGCAGCAGGAGCGACGCCACAACAUCUCGCGGCACAAUCACAUGUCCAGCGACGAGGAGAACAGCAUCAUGCCACAGAACAGCGCCGGACAGGAUAUGCGCAUGAAGUUCCCGCAAUCGCAGAUCGAUCUCAUGUACUCCAAGUACGAGAGCAUGGCCAGCAAUCUGAAGUACAACAGCCAGGAGCUGGACUCCCCGGUCGAGUACCGGCAGAGCAGCAACAGCAAUGCAGCAAGCGCUGCAGCUGCUGCCGCCGCGGCAGCCAGCGCCGCCAAUGACAUGUCCGAUCUGCAGGGACUGGACAUGAGCUCGCGGUCGAAUGCGUCGAGCAAUUAUCAUCACAACUUCCAGCUGCCAAGCAGUCGUUACCAUCACCACAUCUACGAUAUAUUGUCGGAUCGAGAGCAGAACCAGCAGGCGCAGGCGCAGCAGCAGACCCCAGCUUCGGUGGUGCAUCAGCAGGAGCAUGGCAGCCAUGGCGGUCACAGUAGCCAGCUGGCGAUGCAGCAGCACCAGUCGGCGGCGAUGCACAACAUGCUGAGCGAGCAGCUGGGCGAGCAGGAGCACGAUCAGACCACAUCGGUGGAUCUGAGCCGUACCGCCAACUAUGUGGUGUCGUCUCCGCCGCAGCUGCCAUACAACCAUCCGCACCACGAUAUGCUGCGCAUGGCCUCGCUGGAUCUGACACCAAAUACGGCCAAUAUGGCAGUGGGCAACAAUCGAUCGUUUCUGUCCUCGCAGAUGCAGCACCAGAGCCGCGAGAGUCUCGAGCACCAUCGGCUGCUCUCGACGGUGGAGCAGCAUCGCAUAUUGGCCGCCUCGAAUGCGGCGGCGGAUCAGCAUCGACUGCUGGUCGAUCCCACCGCCCAUUUGCUGAUGGAGCAAAACAAUCGGCUACUGGGCACCGCGGAUCAGUCCCGUCUCCUGGGCGAAUCGGCGGCGGCAGCUGCCCAGAAUCGACACAUGGCCAGAAGCUUUGGUGCCUACCAUCAGGUGGCUUCGAGCAAUUAUCAUCCGGGCGUACGGCCACCGCCGGUGCUGCCAUCGGCCAACCAUCAUGCUUCCAAUCCGUCGAAUUAUCAUCCAUUUCCCGCCUACUACUAGGUGGCGCCAUCUGUCGGCCAGCACAGUUGAUUUUCGCAAAUCCCAAACUAAAAAGCGGCCACCCCCCAGUUUCUAUCCCACUAUUUCAAGCUAUAUAUAGAUCUGAUAGAUCUGACAUAUACAUGAUAUAUACAUAUAUGUGUGUGUACUCUGAAUAUACGCUAGAUAUACGAUCAUUUAAAUAUUUAUUACCAGCUGCCAGAUGACAUGCGUGAGGCUAAGUGGACAUCUAUAUACUUAGCUGAAAGAGCUACACAUCUAGCCAUAUAGCUAACCGGGACUGUGUGCAAUUCAAAUAUCAGAUAUAUGUAUUUUAUAUAACCCUGUACAUUCGCCUGGCAGCUAUCUACAUACAUACAUAUGUACGAUUACUAUCCACGAAUCCUCGAUUCUAUAGUUCAAUUUCAAGCGCAAAUAUAUGUUUCAAACGUAACAAUUUUUGGUUCCUCGGUUUUAUUCGCAUGUAACUCUUAACUAACAAGCCACAAAUAACUCAUUAUAAACUAUUAUUAUUAUAAAAGCCCCAAUUAAUGUGUGUCGCAUUAUGUUCAGUGUCUCAACUACUAUUUGAAUUAUGUGUGAAAAAUUA
Drosophila montana is the source of this 8821-nucleotide messenger RNA. RefSeq lists its product as uncharacterized. The record is from RefSeq and is a predicted model, not a curated record. Lineage: Eukaryota; Metazoa; Arthropoda; Insecta; Diptera; Drosophilidae. The coding region runs from base 16 to 8232 and encodes 2738 amino acids. The transcript is spliced from 8 exons.